Molecule: messenger RNA, 1424 nt
Organism: Tachyglossus aculeatus (Australian echidna)
Lineage: Eukaryota; Metazoa; Chordata; Mammalia; Monotremata; Tachyglossidae
Gene: ECHS1
Product: enoyl-CoA hydratase, short chain 1
Exons: 8
Coding region: 14-880 (288 amino acids)
Biological process (GO): fatty acid beta-oxidation
Cellular component (GO): mitochondrion
Molecular function (GO): enoyl-CoA hydratase activity
Source: RefSeq, a predicted model, not a curated record
GGCGGCGGGCGCCAUGGCGGGCGUCAUGGCGGGAGUGCGGACCCUCCUGUCGUCGUCGUCCCUCCUGGCCGCCCCGCUCCGGGCCUACACCGCCGGUGCUCCCUUUGAAUACAUCCUGAUGGAAAAGAAGGGCAAGAGCGGUAACGUGGGAUUCAUCCAACUGAACCGUCCCAAGGCCCUGAAUGCCCUCUGCAACGGCCUGAUGGUGGAGAUCAACCGGGCGCUGGACGACUUUGAGAAGGACCCGGCCGUCGGCGCCAUCGUCCUCACGGGCACGGAGAAAGUCUUCGCCGCCGGAGCGGAUAUCAAGGAGAUGCAGAACCAGACUUUCCAAGAGUGUUACAGCGGCAGGUUCCUCAGCCAGUGGGAUCGCCUCUCCCGGGUCAGGAAGCCAGUCAUAGCGGCCGUCAACGGUUAUGCCCUUGGAGGAGGCUGUGAGAUUGCCAUGAUGUGUGAUAUCAUCUAUGCUGGGGAGAAAGCCCAGUUUAGCCAGCCGGAGAUCCUGCUGGGGACCAUCCCAGGGGCCGGGGGAACGCAGAGACUCACCCGUGCCGUUGGGAAGUCGUUGGCGAUGGAGAUGGUUCUCACCGGAGACCGGAUCUCCGCUCAGGAAGCCAAGCAAGCAGGCCUCGUGAGCAAAAUUUUUCCCGUCGAGAAGCUGGUGGAAGAAGCCAUCCAGUGCGGGGAGAAGAUCGCCAGCAAUUCGAAAAUCAUAACGAUGAUAGCCAAAGAAUCAGUGAACGCCGCAUUCGAGAUGACGUUAGCAGAGGGAAGUAAGUUGGAAAAGAGACUCUUCUAUUCAACCUUUGCCACGGAUGACAGGAAGGAAGGAAUGAGCGCCUUCGUGGAGAAGAGAAAGGCCAACUUCAAAGACCACUGACCGUUAGCUGACGCGUCCUAAUCGCUGUGGAAUUGGCAUUAGAGUGUGUCUCUUCCCCUUUAGAAUGGCUGGAUUAAAAAGCAAAAAUCAGUCUCUGACAGAUAAAAUUGAGAUCGCCCAACGUGCCUAAAACCCACAAGACUGCAGCAUUCUUCAAGAGUGAGAGAGCCGUGUCCUGGCCCUGGGCCUUUUCGUAACCGGGUUCUGGAAUUCAAGGUUGUGUUUCAAAGGCACCGAAGUAAUUCGCCUUAGUCUUUCUGUCCCCUGCUGAUCGUUUAGCUCCGGAAUCAGGAGCAUUUUAGCAUUCGGAUGUAAAGGUAUCGCUGGCCCUCAGAGAUCCUGCUAGGUACAUUUUUAAUGAUCAUCAAGAAAGCGUCUCUUAAUUUCAGGAACGGAAGGUUCAUUUUCGUAGACUUCUCGGUUUGGUGUGGAAAAAUAUCAUCGACGCUGUUUGAUCGUUGGGGGAUUCAGAGCCGCCUGAAUUUGAUUUGAUCCUAAAUCCAUUGUGCUGACUUAUUAAAUAGUGAUACCGAGAUUCCCUUUC